CCUUCCCUUUGCUUGCUUGUCUAGGGGAAAAGGUGGCCUCCCUUUGAAACAGUCGGUCGAGGCAGGAGAAGACUCUUGAAACGGAAAGACCAUAUCCUCCUUGCUGCCGGAUCGCCCAGGAAGGGGUUGGCUGCUGGCGAGGAGGGGGAGGUUGUUCUUUUUCAGUUUUGAGUUACACCUUUGCACCAAAGUGAAGAAAAGAGACUAGCCGGGAUUCCUCCUCCUCCUGCUGCUGCUGUCGUCGCCGAAUCCAUUCAAGUGGCAGACUUCCCAGCCCUCCCCCAGGAGUCAAUACUACUGGAGAGAGCUGAAUUGGAUCAUUGUAACGCCGCCGGAGCCUGGCACGACCCCUGCACAAUUGUGUGUAUGUGGCUCUUGGAUUUGUCAGGGCAGCAGGCCCAGAAACAAGCAGGUGUUACGUAUAUGGAGAGGAGCGGCUGUAGUCCAUUUCCAAUAUGCUGGGCUAAAGAAUAUGACAGAUACCUAGCAUCUAGCAAAACUAUGGCAGCAGCUUAUCUAGAUCCAAACUUGAAUCAUACACCAAGCUCAAGCACAAAAACACACCUCAGCUCCGGGGUGGAACGUUCUCCAGGGACAAUGGAACGGGUCCUGAAGGUUUUCCAUUAUUUUGAAAGUAACAGUGAACCAACAACAUGGGCCAGUAUUAUCCGACAUGGAGAUGCCACAGAUGUUUGGGGCAUAAUUCAAAAGAUAGUGGACUGUCACAAAGUAAAAAAUGUAGCCUGCUUUGGUUUACGACUUAGCCACCUACAGUCCGAGGAAGUUCACUGGCUGCAUCUGGACAUGGGGGUCUCCAACGUGAGAGAGAAAUUUGAAGUAGGACACGCACCAGAGGAAUGGAAAUAUGAAUUGCGGAUUCGAUACUUACCGAAAGGAUUUCUGAACCAGUUUAUUGAAGAUAAGCCAACGUUAAAUUUUUUAUACCAGCAGGUGAAAAAUGACUAUAUGCUAGAGAUAGCAGAUCAGGUGGACCAGGAAAUUGCCUUGAAGCUAGGUUGCCUUGAAAUCCGGAGAUCCUACUGUGAAAUGAGAGGCAACGCAUUGGAUAAGAAGUCGAACUAUGAAGUCUUAGAGAAAGAUGUCGGUUUAAGAAGAUUUUUUCCAAAGAGUUUACUGGAUUCAGUAAAGGCCAAAAACCUUCGAAAAAUGAUACAGCAAACAUUUCGACAAUUUGCCAACCUCAAUAGAGAAGAAAGUAUUUUGAAAUUCUUUGAGAUUCUCUCACCAGUAUAUCGAUUCGAUAAGGAAUGCUUCAAGUGUGCCCUUGGAUCCAGCUGGAUUAUUUCAGUGGAAUUGGCCAUCGGUCCAGAAGAAGGUAUCAGCUACCUUACAGACAAAGGCUCCAAUCCUACCCAUUUGGCAGAUUUCCAUCAAGUACAGACCAUUCAGUAUUCAACUAAUGAAGACAAGGACAGAAAAGGAAUGCUACAGAUGAAAAUCGCUGGAGCACCAGAGCCUCUGACAGUGACGGCACCAUCCUUAACCAUUGCAGAGAACAUGGCUGACUUGAUAGAUGGCUAUUGCCGACUGGUCACGGGGGCGACACAGUCUUUUAUCAUCCGAUCCCAGAAAGAAGGUGAAAGAGCUUUACCAUCCAUACCAAAACUGGCCAACAACGAGAAGCAAGGAAUACGAUCACAUACCGUCUCUGUAUCAGAAACCGACGACUAUGCAGAGAUCAUAGAUGAAGAAGAUACGUACACCAUGCCUUCAACCAGGGAUUAUGAGAUUCAGAGGGAGCGGAUUGAACUGGGACGCUGCAUCGGCGAAGGGCAGUUUGGCGAUGUUCACCAGGGAGUUUAUGUCACUCCGGAAAACCCUGCCAUGGCAGUUGCAAUCAAAACGUGUAAAAACUGUACUUCGGACAGCAUAAGAGAGAAAUUCUUGCAAGAAGCCUUAACAAUGCGUCAGUUUGAUCACCCCCACAUUGUGAAGCUGAUUGGCGUCAUCACGGAAAACCCUGUUUGGAUCAUUAUGGAGCUCUGUACCCAGGGAGAGCUGAGAUCAUUUCUGCAAGUCAGAAAAUACAGCUUGGAUCUGGCGUCCUUGAUACUGUACGCUUACCAACUUAGCACAGCACUUGCCUACUUAGAGAGCAAACGGUUUGUACAUAGGGAUAUUGCUGCUAGAAACGUGCUGGUGUCCUCUACAGACUGUGUGAAACUAGGUGAUUUUGGUUUAUCUCGGUAUAUGGAAGAUAGCACAUAUUAUAAAGCUUCAAAAGGAAAAUUGCCCAUCAAAUGGAUGGCCCCAGAAUCCAUCAACUUCCGACGUUUUACCUCAGCCAGUGAUGUCUGGAUGUUUGGUGUAUGCAUGUGGGAAAUCUUAAUGCACGGCAUCAAACCUUUUCAAGGAGUGAAGAACAACGAUGUGAUUGGCCGGAUCGAAAACGGCGAGCGGUUGCCGAUGCCGCCCAACUGCCCGCCUACCCUCUACAGCCUCAUGACCAAAUGUUGGGCUUACGAUCCCAGCAGGCGCCCACGAUUUACAGAACUUAAAGCUCAACUGAAUACGAUUCUGGAGGAGGAGAAGCUGCAGCAGGAGGAACGAAUAAGGAUGGAAUCAAGGCGACAAGUCACCGUAUCCUGGGAUUCCGGAGGGUCCGAUGAAGCUCCUCCCAAGCCCAGCAGACCCGGUUAUCCUAGUCCAAGAUCAAGUGAAGGAUUUUAUCCCAGUCCACAGCACAUGAUACAACCCAAUCACUACCAGGUUUCAGGCUAUCCCGGUUCCCAUGGAAUUCCAACCCUGGCAGGUAGCAUUUAUCAAGGACAAGCCUCUCUUUUGGAUCAGACAGAUUCCUGGAACCAUCGGUCUCAAGAAAUAUCCAUGUGGCAACCCAACAUGGAGGAUUCUGGCAGUUUGGAUAUGCGUGGGAUGGGACAGGUCCUACCAGCACAUCUAAUGGAAGAGAGAUUGAUACGACAGCAACAAGAAAUGGAGGAAGACCAGAGGUGGCUGGAAAAGGAGGAGAGAUUUCUGAAACCCGACGUGAGGCUGUCCAGAGGGAGCAUUGAUCGAGAGGACGGGAGCCUCCAGGGCCCGGUAAGCACACACGUCCCCCACCAGUCGAACAAAAUGCUGCUUUUGAUUUUUGUCUCACUUUUACCGUUUUAUUAA
Messenger RNA from Notechis scutatus (mainland tiger snake), 3138 nucleotides. The record is from RefSeq and is a predicted model, not a curated record. NCBI's taxonomy places the organism in Eukaryota, Metazoa, Chordata, Lepidosauria, Squamata, Elapidae.